Messenger RNA from Lycium ferocissimum, 684 nucleotides. RefSeq names its product protein RKD3-like. Lineage: Eukaryota; Viridiplantae; Streptophyta; Magnoliopsida; Solanales; Solanaceae. Bases 1 to 684 code for a protein of 227 amino acids. The record is from RefSeq and is a predicted model, not a curated record. The transcript is spliced from 3 exons. Gene Ontology annotation, molecular function: DNA-binding transcription factor activity.
AUGCAAGGUAAUUCAGGACACUACGCUAUCGAUCAUCAGUACGAUAACGCUUUUGAUGUUGCUAACAAUCCUUUGAUGAUGGAUUUCACUCUUGAAGAUCCAUUUUAUUCAUCUUUUUAUAACCCUACCCCAGGGAUGUGGAGCGAAACGAGGGAUGAGAACCAGGAAUUGUUGUCAUGUGACAACAAUCAAGAAAAGAUAAUUAUAACGGAAAAAGGGAAGCAAAAAAUGUUAUCUCGAGAAGCAAUUUCCAAGUGUUUUUACAUGCCAAUAAAUCAAGCAGCCAAGGAACUCAAUAUUGGGGUGACACUUUUGAAGAUAAGAUGUAGGGAUUUGGGAAUUCGAAGAGGGGGAAGGAAAUGGUAUGGAACGAAGUGGAAGGAUGUGAUAGAUUCAUUAGAGGAAGAGAAGAAAAGGAUGGAGGAAAUCCCGGACAUGGAACUUGAGGAGAAAACAAAGAAAUUAAGGCAAUCUUGUUUCAAGGCUAACCACAAGAAGAGAAAGCUUAUGGGUAUGGCGAAUUGCGGGCUUCUUUUGAUACCCUCUUGCGAUAGUGGUCCGAUUUGGACAAUAAUAAUCUUUGCUAUUGGUUAUGGCCAUAGAGAGGAAGAUGAUGAAGAUGAAGUCAUUAAGUCUCUUCUUGCCGAUCGUUUCAACUCAAUGAGCCCAACUUUGCAUGAUUGA